CCAUCCCCAAUUCCGAGGUUUCUUCUUUCUUUCAUUCGUAUACCCCACAAUGUUCACCCUACGAAACCUCGCCCGGUCGGCACCCCGCUCUGUCGCUCGUCUCUCUACAAAGGCUGCUCGUCCGCAGAGCUCGCUGUUCCGGCAAGCGGCUGCAAUUCAACCUUCGUGGACGAGGGCGGUUCCGAGACUCACAUACGCUUUUCAUACUUCGGCUGUCAGGAGACAAGAGAGCAAUGUCAAUGAAGAACUUGUUGCGAAGCUCCAAAAUGAGAUCUCCAUGGAGGAGGACAUGAAGGAAGACGAGGACCUGUCUGCCAAUAUCAAAGAAUAUCUCGAGAGCAGCCCCUUCGAGAUCGAAGACAAGCCAGGUCACCAAGAAAUCGUCCUCACGCGCACCUUCGGCGACGAGAAAAUCCGCGUCACAUUCUCAACCGCUGACCUAAACAAUCACGUCCCCAACGCUGACGAAAUGGAAGACCAGGCCAUGUACGACGAGGGCGUCGACGACAUCAUCGGCGAGUCGCAGUCUGGCGGUGCCAACACCAAGGGCGCGGUCAACCAGGGCAGGACACAGGAUGGGAACGUGCGAGUUGCCCCCGAGGACCGCAUUGCGCCGGCAGAUCGCGAGGACUUGGAUGAUGAAUUCGACGAGGACGGCCAGCAGCAGGGUUUCCCCGCCAGGACCAGCAUCCGGAUUGAGCGGCCGGGCAAGGGAGCACUUGCCAUUGAAGCUGUUGCCCAGGACGGUGAUUUCGUGAUCGAGGACAUCCUGCACUUCCCUACCGCUGAUUUGGCGGACCCUCAGACCGCCGAGAAGGAAUACCAGAGACGCACUCUGUACACCGGGCCUCCAUUCGGCAAUCUGGACGAGGACCUCCAGAUUCUGCUCGAGAAGUAUCUUGAAGAGCGUGGCGUCAACACUCGCAUGGCUCUAUUCAUCCCUGAUUACAUCGACCACAAGGAGCAGAAGGAGUACGUCAAGUGGCUGAACAAUCUCAAGAACUUCGUCGAGUAAGCUGCAACGUUGCAUUGAUGACAAGCCAAGUCGGUUCCUAGAAGGAUUCCUGAUCCGAAGUGUAUUAUCCGGGGAGUCGUGUUUACCCCUUUUCCUGGAGGAGUCUAAUGGCCGUGUACAAUAAAAUGAUUGGGGGAAGGACGAUCUUGAAUGUGUGUUUUUGACACAGGCAUGACCCAUAGAAUACCGAGUAUUGAAUCUAAUGCGAGAAUGCGAUUUCCACUCUACGUCUGUUUUUGACGUAUUGAUGCGAGCUUGUGCGAUCUCGGUUUUGAGUCUUUUGUGAUCCGAAAGGCAAGGGCAGAUUUGCUGGCUAUUGGUACGCUAAAUUCUGGGGAGAAGGUAGGACUCAUGUACUGUCCGUCUGAAAAAUUGGCUUUAUGUGCAAAUGCAGAAUACGAACCGAGACAGUUCGUGG
This is a messenger RNA of Lindgomyces ingoldianus, 1433 nucleotides long. RefSeq names its product regulatory protein-like protein suaprga1. The coding region runs from base 50 to 1015 and encodes 321 amino acids. Gene Ontology annotation, biological process: cytosolic ribosome assembly. Lineage: Eukaryota; Fungi; Ascomycota; Dothideomycetes; Pleosporales; Lindgomycetaceae. Gene Ontology annotation, cellular component: mitochondrial matrix. The transcript is spliced from 3 exons. The record is from RefSeq and is a predicted model, not a curated record.